Saccostrea cuccullata (small rock oyster) is the source of this 872-nucleotide messenger RNA. Its product is annotated as tubulin polymerization-promoting protein family member 3-like. Gene Ontology annotation, biological process: positive regulation of protein polymerization; microtubule polymerization; microtubule bundle formation. Lineage: Eukaryota; Metazoa; Mollusca; Bivalvia; Ostreida; Ostreidae. The record is from RefSeq and is a predicted model, not a curated record. The coding region runs from base 99 to 635 and encodes 178 amino acids. The transcript has 3 exons. Gene Ontology annotation, molecular function: tubulin binding. Gene Ontology annotation, cellular component: microtubule.
GUAUUUCGCACAAAGAAUUUGUGAAUUUACAUGCAUAACUUAGCCAAAUUAUAGGCCUACUAAAAGUCUAGCCCACAAUAGUAGAUUGUACCAACAAGAUGGCGUCAGGAGGAGAUGACUACGAUAUUGAUGCUUUGACUGAGAAACUGAAGGCUUUUGCCACGGCUCAGAUAAAGACCUCAGCCAAGAUGGACAGUAAAACAGUGGGAAAGGUGGCCAAGGAAUGCUGGCCCAAGCCCCUCCAGACCCGGAUAGACUCUAGUGUGUUCCCAAAAGUUAUGGACAAAACUACAAAGUCUAUUAGUCUUGACAAUAAGGAUCAAAUCAGGAAGUUUAUAUCGGAAGCCGCCAUCCAAUAUGAUGACGUCACCACCAAAACAAAAGAGUUCAAAAAACAUGAGAAGUUUUUGGCAGAGAAGAUUAUUACAUCCGGUGCAGGAAUAAAGCAAACGGUCGUUUCUAAGACCGGGGGAGUUGACCGUAUGACGGAUACCUCCAAAUACACUGGGUCCCACAAGGAGAGGUUUGACGAAUCAGGAAAGGGCAAGGGCAAAGACGGCCGUGUAGAUAAGGUGGACGACUCGGGAUAUGUGGGCAAUUACAAAGACCAAGGCACUUACGACAAAAAACACUGAAGCAUCUCUUUUCUCAUAUUUUUAUCUUUUAUAACAUAUACAAUAUUUAGUCACAUAUACUGCCUAACGUUUUACAGAUUUGUCCUACCUUCUAGAUGUAAAGCAAUAACACACCUUCCUGAUGUAUGCGGAGGUUAGAAAUUAGGGCCUAUAUUUGUAAAAAAAAAAAAAAAAAAAAAAAAAAAAAAAAGAAAUGUUUGAUUUGUGCAAAAGAAUUAUUCCCUUAUGAUGAAGAAA